Vigna radiata var. radiata (mung bean) is the source of this 1976-nucleotide messenger RNA. RefSeq names its product pyruvate kinase, cytosolic isozyme. Gene Ontology annotation, biological process: glycolytic process. Gene Ontology annotation, cellular component: cytoplasm. Lineage: Eukaryota; Viridiplantae; Streptophyta; Magnoliopsida; Fabales; Fabaceae. The transcript has 3 exons. The coding region runs from base 148 to 1653 and encodes 501 amino acids. The record is from RefSeq and is a predicted model, not a curated record. Gene Ontology annotation, molecular function: potassium ion binding; pyruvate kinase activity; magnesium ion binding.
AAUAAAAAAAUUGGGUUGCAGGGAGCAUAAAAUACAAGAGUCGCAUCUCAACCUUUCUUGUCUUGUCUACUCUUUUGCGUGUUUUUUUGGUUGAAAAACAAAGAGAGUGGUUUUCGUUGUUUGAGAAACACAGGAACUAAAGCAGAAAUGGCGACGACGGUUCAGGCAGAGAAGAGACCCAAAACGAAGAUCGUGUGCACGCUGGGACCCGCAUCGCGCUCCGUUCCGAUGGUCGAGAAGCUUCUACGAGCCGGCAUGAACGUUGCUCGCUUCAACUUCUCACAUGGGUCCCACGAAUACCACCAGGAAACCCUCGAUAACCUCAGAGCCGCCAUGGAGAACACCGGUAUUCUCUGUGCCGUCAUGCUUGACACCAAGGGGCCUGAGAUUCGAACUGGAUUUCUCAAGGAUGGUAAGCCUAUCCAACUGAAACAAGGUAAUGAAAUAACCAUUUCAACUGACUAUAGCAUAAAGGGUGAUGAAAAAAUGAUUUGUAUGAGCUACAAAAAGUUGGCUGAGGAUGUGAAGCCCGGAAUGGUCAUACUGUGUGCGGAUGGCACCAUAUCAUUUACAGUUUUAUCGUGUGACAAAAAAUUGGGUUUGGUUCAAUGCCGGUGUGAGAACUCUGCCACUCUUGGUGAGAGGAAGAAUGUUAAUUUGCCUGGAGUGAUAGUGGAUCUCCCAACUUUGACAGAGAAAGACAAGGAAGAUAUCUUGGCCUGGGGAGUUCCCAAUAAAAUUGACAUGAUUGCUCUUUCUUUUGUUCGAAAAGGUUCUGACCUGGUGGAAGUCAGGAAAGUUCUUGGAAAACAUGCUAAGAACAUUAUGCUCAUGUCUAAGGUUGAAAACCAAGAAGGGGUUGCGAACUUUGAUGAAAUCCUUGCAAAUUCAGAUGCAUUUAUGGUGGCUCGUGGCGACCUUGGAAUGGAAAUUCCAAUAGAGAAGAUAUUUCUCGCACAGAAAGUGAUGAUUUAUAAGUGCAAUAUCCAAGGAAAACCUGUUGUUACAGCAACCCAGAUGUUGGAGUCGAUGAUCAAAUCUCCCAGGCCAACUCGGGCUGAAGCUACUGAUGUUGCCAAUGCAGUUCUGGAUGGCACAGACUGUGUGAUGCUCAGUGGCGAAACAGCUGCUGGAGCUUAUCCAGAACUUGCUGUUCGAACUAUGGCUAAAAUAUGCAUUGAAGCAGAGAGCACACUUGACUAUGGAGAUGUUUUUAAAAGGAUUAUGGAACACUCACCGGUACCCAUGAGCCCAUUGGAGAGUUUAGCUUCUUCUGCUGUUAGAACAGCCAACUCGGCUAAAGCGGUUCUUAUAUUGGUUUUAACUAGAGGAGGGAGUACUGCAAAAUUGGUGGCUAAAUACAGGCCAGGCAUGCCAAUUCUUUCUGUAGUUGUUCCUGAACUCAAGACUGAUACUUUUGACUGGGCAUGCAGUGACGAGGCCCCUGCGAGACACAGCCUGAUAUUCCGUGGAUUGGUUCCAGUAUUGAGUGCAGCGUCUGCUAGAGCUUCUCAUGCUGAAACAACUGAAGAAGCCAUAGAGUUCGCCAUGCAACAUGCCAAGGCCAAGGGUCUCUGCCAUAAUGGGGAUUCUAUUGUGGCACUGCAUCGUGUGGGCACUGCAUCUGUCAUCAAGAUCUUGACUGUGAAAUGAUCACCCAAUUAGGAGUUCUGAUUUUUGGCGAUUAUUUUAGAUGGUGCAUUGAGGUUUAAUCACACCAUUUCGAAUCUACAUUGGUUGCAAACUUACGUUAAAGCAAUUUAUUAGGAUGGGUUCCCUGCUUUUCUCAUACCCAUAUAUUAAGGUUUCUUUGUUUCAUUCGCCUUACCAUCGUGGCGAGUAGCCAUUUGUUUUUCUUUUGUUAAGAUUUUGUACGAGGCUUUUGGUGAACCAAAAAACUGCCUGCCUUCUGGAUUUUGAAUUUUUACUGUCUAAAGUUGUUUUGAUUGACAAGUGUAUGCUCUUUCUUUGUUUCA